Heterobilharzia americana is the source of this 5956-nucleotide messenger RNA. Lineage: Eukaryota; Metazoa; Platyhelminthes; Trematoda; Strigeidida; Schistosomatidae. The record is from the annotation of a GenBank genome assembly.
CAUAAUAAUUGCUCAAUGCCUGAUGAGCAUAUUCAUUCGAGCGUUUAGAUAGACACACACAAUAAACUUGCUCAUGGUAUUUCAUAGAAUUUGUUAGAUCACAACUGUAUUUUGUGCGUUAGAUCAUGUUGAUGUGUGGGGUGUCGUUAUUUUAAUGAAUAAUUUUAUAAUUCAUCAGUUGAUCGAAAUUAUCAGUUAUUUUGUGUCCUCAUGACUUAUUGGUUGCAUUGUCUUCUGUUAUCCGUAUUUUCACAAGAGGCAAUAUUAUUAUACUAUCCAAGUAACCAUUGAACGAACGGAUCAUAAAUUUAGAGUUCAAUCUCCAAUCAUUUUAUCAGUAUAUACAGCCUAGAUAUUACAAGAUGUGCUUUGUGUAUACUUCGGUGGUUAACUAAAUUCAGAUUUCUUUGAUAAACUAGAAUCCAUAAUCUUAUGACACAACCGCAAUCUUCAGAUGCUAAUUGUGAUAUCCCACUUUGUUCAGAUGCUCAAAAUAUUACACUACGUUUCGAACCUAUUGAUUCAGUUGGUAAUCUGUUGACACCACUACCUGAUGAUCAGGAGAAAGGUGAUAUUCCAUCAUCCCAGCUUUUUGAACAGGAUACAAAGUCUGAGUUAAAGUCUAUUCCAGAAUCUUUUGUUGCAUCGCCGUUAUCUUCCCCACCUACUCUUGAACCUCAGUUGCCUAAGAAAUGUGCAAUAGAACGACUAUCAGAUUCUAAUAUUACACACUUGCCACCCACUACAACUUUUGGACCACCGUCGAAUCUGUCAUCAUCAGUUGACAGUCAAUUUCACUGUGCUACUACAAUCGACUGUUCAAAUUCUGCUACAAGUGUUACAGCUAUCACUUCUGUCCGACGUCCUCGUCAUAAACCUGCAGAACGACGGGAAUUAUUGGAGUUAGCCGUAAAUGAUGUCUUGGGUUCUCAUAUAUCCAUGAGACGUGCUGCACAAAAGUAUAACUUGGCAAAGUCAUCUCUUUGUGAUUACGUCCGUAAAAUGGAAUCAUUUUGCCAAAUUUACGUUUUAAGUCCUAUCAAACACUUUCAGACUCCACGAAUACUGAUUCAGCUGUAUCGGGUAGGAAAGCCAAUUUGUUGGCGAACUCACCUCGUCAUACUCCUGGAUCAUGUAAACGCAGCGGUUCUCCACUUGAGGAUAAUACUGGCGUAUCAUCCUUAAAUCCUUUGCCAGCAAAAGUGUCAUGCGGUAUUACCCGUAAAGUGAACAUUGGCCGCACACGAAAUAUGGAUAGUAAUAAUAAGCAGCACUCGAAAGUAACUGGAAGAUCUAUAAACCAGAUGGGAAACUUAUCCCAAGCUGUUGAUAAUGGUCGAAGUGUAUCUAUGGCUAAUACCUGUGACAUGAAUUGUAUUCGUUCGCUUAUAUCAUAUGAUCGUACUAGCCUUGACUCUUGUCCAACUGAAUUAUGCUUAUCAAGUGAACAUCAUGCAAAUAAUCAAAACAAUUUUUUUAAUAUAACAAAUAUGUCUAAAUGUUUCACAAACCCUAUGCCUUGUAAAGGAGGCGGUCGUAUUGAAAGUCCCUGGCAUAAUGCAGCAGGGCUACCUACCCAAGUUCCAAUGCGCUCAUGGACCACUACUAAUACAUUUAGUGGGUCUUUACAAAACAUUCAACAACAAGAGCAACAAGCAGUGAACAUGACAUGCACAUCAUCUUUCAUUACAUCAGGUGGUGGUGGUGGUGGUGGCAGUGGUGGAGUAUGCAGUAAUCAGUUACAUCCUAAUCUGGAUGAUUCUACUACUAAUAAUAAUAAUUGUAAUCUGAUAAAAUCGAAAUUCAAUAAUAUUUCCCAAUCAACAAAUAUAAAUUCUUCUUUUACAUUAGCAAAUAGCUACUUAAAAAUACAAACUGAUAAUUUGAAUGAAUUAAAAACUGAUCAUUCACAAAGUUCUAAUCACUUUUUAGCCGGUGAAACUAAUUCCUGUAGUGACAAUACUGAUAGUCGACAGAAUUCAUUGUUACCUAGUGAUUGUUCCUGUCCAGUGAAUCCAAAUGACAUGAUUGUUUUCACAAACUUUCCAGCUGAUUCUCCUACAUCCCAUUCAUCUACUGAAUUUGACCGUCGGACAUUUUUAAACGAGGAAUCUACCAGGUCCCUGGUCAGUAAUAAUAAUAAUAAUAAUAAUAAUAAUAAUAAUAAUAAUAAUAAUUCUGAUCGAAAUUUAAACGGACUUUCAGAUCCUGAACAAUUGAGAUCACUUGUAGACAAUACAAACGUCCAUCGUAAUACAAACGAAUCUUUGUCUAGUAGAAUUUCAUUCUCAUCACCUGCUAGUGUUGUUAGUUUGGAUUCAUCUGCUUCAAAUUUAGCACGAAAAUUCCUUGUCACUCCACUUAGCUUAUCUGCACCUAAUUGUCAGACUCUUUUAAGUGAAAGUUCCAAGCAUUCAAAACCUACCCGUUUGAACUCAGAUAAUACUGGUCGUACUGGCCUAUUGCCUGAACUAAGUGCUAGUACUGCAACUGAUCGCUUCACAUCAACUUCUGGUGCAGCAUCUGCCUUGUAUUCAUUUCUUGGUCUUGGCCCUAGUAGUCACGUUAAUUCACCUUGUUGUUCACCUACAGCUUCAGUGUUACAAUCCAAUUUAUUAUCUUCUAUUAGUCAGGCAGCUGUAGCUGCAUUAUUAUUACAACACUCACGAACUGCAGCAGCAGCAGCAGCAGCAGCCGCUUUUCCAUCUGUUUCUACCAAUUCAACUUCAUCAAAUCAUAUUAAUAACUCAAGCUCUCCUAUCAUCACUUCAUCACCACUCAGCUCUUCACAGUUUCUCAAUCCAAUCGACGUCAUACAAAGUUCUUUCGGCCAAUCGAAUCAAGCAGAUAAGUCGUAUACUCAAGUAACACAGUCAACUCCUUUAACAUAUACACCUUUCUCUACAAAUAAUCAGAACACCAAUUCGGAGUACUUAAAUUCAUUGAAUCUUUGUGAUCAACAGCUUAGUUUAUUGAAACACCUUCCAAGGUUUCUCACCGAAUCUGGAGUUGGAACAACUUCACCACCAAGUGAAGCAGAUAUCUUACCACAUCUAACUAAACAGUCUGCAGCUCAGUCUUUGCGCCAGCUGGCAAACGCUUUAUUUUGGGGUUCCCUUGGUUCAAAAACAAUAGAUUUAUUGUCAACAUUUGACCCAGAUAUAUUAUUGCAGCAGCAGCAGCAGCAACAACAACAACAACAACAACCACAAAAUACAAACUCACCAAACUGUUUAAACUAUCCUUUUGUUCAUAAUACCACAGUAAACUCAACUUCAAUAGGAGUAACAAAAAGUGGACCUGUUAGCUUCCCUACAUAUUUGUCAAAUAAUAACAAUAAUCUCAGAAAUCAAAUUAACUACAGUAAAGACUCUGAAUCAGUCAAGGUGUAUCAUUCAGCUUCAUCAUCGUCAACACCGUGCAAUCCCUCUAGUUUAUUGUUAAAUACUGGCAAUUCGAUAAAAAGUCAAUUACUUCCACUCUAUUCACCUUAUCCUAAUAUGUCACAUCAUGUACAAGGUCUUGUGAACUUUAUUAACAAGUCACCAACUCCAUUUCAUGUUAUUCAGACAGUUCGACAUCUAUUGACCAAUCAUGGUUUCCGUGAGCUACUUGAAGAUGAACCUUGGAGUCUACGACCUAUGGAUAAGGUUUUUGUCACAAAAAAUGAGUCAACUGUGAUUGCAGCAGCUGUUGGAGGUGAAUAUGAAAUAGGCAAUGGUUUCACUUUACUUGGAGCGCAUACUGAUAGUCCAUGCCUUCGCUUAAAACCAAAUUCUGAACGUUUAAAAGAAGGUUAUAUUCAACUCGGUGUUGAAACAUACGGUGGUGGACUUUGGUAUACGUGGUUUGAUCGGGAGUUAACAUUGGCUGGACGUGUAAUAAUUCGCAAUCCUGAGGGACACUUAGAACAACGUUUGGUGCAUAUUAGUGAUCCUAUUGCCUGCGUUCCUAGUUUAGCAAUUCAUCUUAACCAGGAAAUUAAAACUGUCGGAUUUCAUCCAAAUAAUGAACAGCAUUUAUCUCCAAUUCUAUGCACAAGUUUAAUGGAACAGCUUCAUAAUCCAAAUUUUCAAGGUUCGACAAAUACUUCAGACUGUGUAAACAAUUCAACAAAUACAUGUUCAAAUAUGUGUCUUGUUUCAUUAUCACAUAAAAGUCAUCAUCCUACAGCUUUACUACGUUUAUUGAGUAAUGAAAUUGGUGUUAAUGAACAGGAUAUAAUAGAAUUAGAGCUGUAUUUCGCAGAUGCUCAACCUGCUCGAGUUGGUGGCCUUCACAAGGAGUUUAUUCAUGCACCACGUCUAGAUAAUUUGUUUAAUUCUUAUGCUGGGCUUCAUGGAUUUAUUGAAUCAUUGCCAAAUUUAUCUUCUGAGUGUAAUGUACGUUUAUUGUGCUUAUAUGAUCAUGAAGAAGUUGGCUCAACAUCAACACAAGGUGCAAAUUCAGCCUAUACUUUGUCAGUUAUUCAUCGUCUCACUAAGUCUUUAGAAUCUGUCAACCAACCUAUUGGAUCUGUAUCAAAUAGCAAUACAUCAUGUAUCAGAUGUAAUAUUGACUUGCACUUUGAACGAUCGUUGGCUAAAUCAUUCCUGGUAUCUGCUGAUCAAACGCAUGCUGUUCAUCCAUCGUGGAGUGAACGUCAUGAAUGCAAUCACAGACCUCAAUUUCACAGUGGUAUCGUCCUAAAAUAUAAUGUAUCACAGCGUUAUGCUACAAAUGGUCUUACGGCAGCAGUUGUCCGUGAAAUCGCUCGUCUGGCUGGUGUUCCAGUUCAGGAAUUUGCUGCACGACAAGAUAUGCAUUGUGGUUCUACCAUCGGACCUUUAUUAUCAUCACAAUUAGGUGUACCCACAGUGGAUUUAGGCUUUCCUCAAUUAGCUAUGCAUUCAUGUCGAGAAUUAUGUUGUUCUACUAGUAUUGUACACGCUGUACGCUUUUAUUCAUCCUAUUAUGAACAUUUAUCGAAAAUAUGGUGUAAUCAACAACAUUGUCAAAUAAACAAACAACAGAAUCCACCUUAUCAAAUUCAUAUGGAUGAUCAUACAUGAAACAGAGAAUGAUGAAAAAAUUACAGAAGAAAAUUAAAUAUAUUUGACAGUAUACUUUUAUUGUUUCAAUUAUAGAGUAGUAUUGUGAAACCCUUUUAAUUUUUCCUACAAUCUUUCAUUUUGUAACUUUAGGUGUCUGUCCUUAAAAUAUUAUAUUUAUAUCAGAAAAGGGAUUUAUAUCUUUUAUGUGCUUUGCCGAUUCACAACUCUAAACAAUCCCAUAUAUAUAAUUUCAAUUCGUUGAACCGUGAAAUAUUUUUCUAGGAUAUUUCUUUAUUUUUUGCCCUUUUAUCAGUUUAUUUUGUCUUUAAUUUUUCAUCAAUCUUAGUGGUUAUCAGGUUUUCUUGCCUCUCUUCAUAUAAUCCUGAUAAAUAGGUGAAAUGUAUUACUUUUAAAUCAUCUGCCAAAGUCUUUCGGAAUGUAUGGCGAGCAGUUAAAAAAAAAAACUAAUAUUAUUGUUAUUACUACCGAAACUAUGGUUUUUAUAAAAUAUAUUUGUACAUGUGACAUAAAAUUAGACCAUAUUAUUGUUGUUACUUGCCUUGUUCGAUUUACUUUCUCUAAGUGAAUAUAUUGUUCACUUCAUUUCUUUUGAUGGGUUCAAAAUACUUACAUACUUGUUGAAUAAAAGCAUGACAUGUGAAGGUUAUCUGCAUUAGUUUCUCACCAAUGAAUUUCAGUCCUACUUCUCCGCUUCAAAAAUUCCAAGACAUCUGUUAUAAAUCACUGCAGACGUUAAUUUCUUGAUAAGUGUUUCCUUCUUGUAUUUUAGUACUCAAUUGUGUUAUUUUGUGUAGAUGGACGACAGUCUACCUUCGUUCGAUAUUCUCAUUGGUACGCUCGUUAUUGCUGUAACUAUUUUCGGUGUAUAACGACAAACUUUCAGUAUAUAUAUAUAUAUAUAU